Molecule: messenger RNA, 2857 nt
Organism: Suillus subalutaceus
Lineage: Eukaryota; Fungi; Basidiomycota; Agaricomycetes; Boletales; Suillaceae
Product: glycoside hydrolase family 95 protein
Exons: 17
Coding region: 233-2758 (841 amino acids)
Biological process (GO): carbohydrate metabolic process
Molecular function (GO): alpha-L-fucosidase activity
Source: RefSeq, a predicted model, not a curated record
GUGACCUGCACCUCUCACAUACUAUGGGAUCUCCAAACACCGUAGGGCCACGCAAAUAGAUAAUUUUCCUGAUCGCGCCUUCCCAAAGAGUCCGCUUCUAGCGCGCUUACCCUUAGUUUCAAGUGCGUUUGCCCUCUAGCUUUCCUAUCAGCAGGAAAGGAAUUGCGAAAUCAACGUCCGGAAGAAUAUUAGCUGUUCAUUCACUUCGCAAGUUCAGAAGUGACCAGCAAAGAUGGAGGUAUUUCAGGUCCUUGGAAACACCCUCUGGGUCUGUCUCUUCCAAGUUUCUACGGCUCUUCAUGGAAUCCUCCCAUACUCAGUCCGAGAACGCUUGUUGAGCGCUUUGGGCAUUGUGACGUAUGUCUCCUUGAUACCUUCUGCGCCUCCUAGCUUUCCGAGUUCUGGUAAUGAGAUUUUUUUACCCAUCGGCAAUGGGUACUUAGGUGCGAUGUUACCUGGUGGUACUAGCCAAGAGGUCACGCAACUCAACAUCGAGUCCCUGUGGUCGGGAGGUCCCUUCCAGGAUACCUCGUACAAUGGGGGCAAUCACUUGCCUUCCCAGCAGUCCAAAAUAGCCGAGAAAAUGCAAAACAUUCGCGAAGCUAUUUUUUCUAGUCCUACAGGGACAAUUGACAACAUCGACGAGAUUAUGACACCUGGUGACACAUAUGGUUCAUACGCCAGCGCGGGACACUUGGUCGCAACAUUGGAUUCAACUGACUCGGUUUCGAAGUAUGCAAGGUGGUUGGACCUGGAUGAAGCGGUGUCUCGUACUACCUGGUCUGAUGGGAGCACUACUUUUCUCCGGGAAUCCUUUUGCUCCCACCCUCUUCAGGCAUGUGUACAAUACCUGAACAGCACGACUUCUCACGUCCUUCCAACUGUGACUUAUGCCUACACUGUCGCCGGGGUCGAUGGCCUCCCGGCUCCGAAUGUCACCUGCUUGGAUGACAGAACGUUGAGUAUUAGGAACUACGUCUACAUCCCCGGUAUGCUUUAUGAGAUUCUCGCACAAGCGCAGGCACCUAGCGGGUUGGUCUCGUGUUCUGCGGUAUCUGGGGCAUCCCCACCUAAUGCAACUUUGACCGUCCUUGGUGCAUCUGAGGUGUGGAUCAGCUGGGUUGGAGGAACGAACUACGACAUGGCUGCUGGAAACGCAGCUGCCAACUACUUAUUCCAAGGACCAGAUCCACACAACCAUCUUGUCACGUUGCUUUCGUCUGCUAAUCGUACAUCUUACGCGGAGAUGCUGAAUGGGCAUAUUAAAGACUAUACCUCCCUCGUUGCCCCUUUCUCACUUUCCUUGGGACAGACUCCGGAUCUCAAUACCCCUACUGAUCAAAUUCUUGCUGGAUACCGGACUUCUACUGGGGACGCUUACUUAGAAUGGGUUCUGUUCAACUAUGGAAGAUACCUCCUAGCCAGCAGCGCUAGAGGCACCCUGCCUGCAAAUUUACAGGGUUUAUGGGCUGAUGGGUAUACGAACCCUUGGAGCGCUGAUUCCAAUAUCAACAUCCAAAUGAACUAUUGGGCUGUCGAAAUGUCUAAUCUAGAUGUGACUCGGUCACUUUUUGACUAUAUUGAGAAUACGUGGGGACCCCGCGGGGCGUACACCGCUCAGGUUCUGUAUAACAUUAGCGAAGGAUUUGUGACACACGGUGAAAUGAAUAUCUUCGGCCAUACUGGUAUGAAGCUUGGCGGGAACUCUGCUCAGUGGGCCAAUUAUCCAGGAUGGCCGCUAGUCAAGGUGAUCUACUAUGGGACUUUUGGAAGCCACGUUCAGCUGAAUUUCGCACAGUCUGUUGCCAGCUUUCAUCUAGAGAAGCUCAUCGAGGACUUGCACUUCAACGAUUCAACUCUUGUUACCGCACCUUGCAAUUCACCAGAGCAGGUCCCUAUUACUCUCGGCUGUGCACACGCUCAGCAGCUGAUCUGGCAGCUCUUCAAUACAAUCGAGAACGGUUUCGAGGCAGCUGGUGAUACAGACACUGCAUUUCUAGAUGCGGUUAUUUCCAAACGGCAGCAGAUGGACAAAGGGCUGCGUAUCGGACGGUGGGGUCAACUGCAAGAGUGGAAAGUCGACAUGGAUUUGCCAGAUGACACUCACAGGCAUCUUAGUCAUCUGAUUGGCUUAUACCCUGGUUAUGCGAUAGCAUCUUAUUCCCAUGAGUUGCAAGGCGGUCUUAUUGUCAACGGGACCUUCAUGCAUUAUACCAAAGAACAAAUUUUGAACGCUGCGGAAACCAGUCUGUUCCAUAGAGGCAUUGGAAAGGGCCCCGAUGCGGAUGCAGGAUGGGAGAAAGUGUGGAGAGCUGCGGCGUGGGCGCAGCUUGCCAACGCAACUGAAUUCUACAAAGAACUUACUCACACCAUCGAGAGCAAUUUUGCGCCCAACCUCUUUUCCCUGUACACGUCUGAUGGAAUCUUCCAGAUCGAUGCAAAUUUGGGAUAUCCUGCUGCUGUUUUGAAUGCACUGUUACAAGCCCCUGACAUUGCGAACAUCAACAUUCCACUCCAGGUUACGCUCCUACCUGCUCUUCCUCUCACGUGGUCGAAUGGCGAAAUGAAGGGCGCGCGCAUACGUGGGGGGAUAACUCUCGACUUCGCGUGGAAUGAUGGCAGGCCAACGACAGCAACCUUUACCGUCGAUCAAAACGUUGCAGGUAGGGAGAGAGAUGUGAUAGUGAAUUAUGGUGGGCGGGUUGUAGCACAAUUUAGGAGCAAUGGGGGAUACAGCCAAACCGUUUCUUCAUUUUAAGAUCGUCAAUCUGAACAGAGGACGAAUUUUGGAUGUUCUUGUAAUCAUGUACUAUUACUUAGUAUCUCUGGCCUGGUGUUGCAAAAAAUUUCGACCUGU